Molecule: messenger RNA, 207 nt
Organism: Mesorhabditis belari
Lineage: Eukaryota; Metazoa; Nematoda; Chromadorea; Rhabditida; Rhabditidae
Source: the annotation of a GenBank genome assembly
AUGAGAUUACGACCGCGGUGGUUUGGGGAUAGUAACAGAAGGCUAUCCAGGGGAUGUUGGAUUUUGAUUGGGCUUGUGGCCGUGCAACUCCGUCCGUGGCAGCUUCAAGUUUUUAAAAGCUCUCAUUGCAAACGGCUUCAAUGCAUGAUUUUAAUGAUUCGACUGAUCCAGAGUUUCCGAUACGAGAAUGCCGGUUGCAACGAUCGC